UUGAGAUUUUCCAGAGGAGGAUGGUCAAUAACCUCUGGGAUUUAAAGAAGCGCCUUCCUGAAGAAUACCUCCUUAGAGACGACGACUGGUCUUUCCUUGGUAUUGCUGUUGACGUUCUUGAGCCGGUCUUUCGUCUUACAAAAAGAUUUGAGGACAGGGCGCCUCGAAUCGCUGAGGUAGCAGCAUCUUUGCACUACCUACUCGAUCACUUCGCCGGCAGCGAAGUAUUUACAUUGACAAUAUCGCAAGUCCUGCGAUGGACGGCCCUGACUUCGCUGGCACCUUAAUCUUCGUUGGGCAUCAGCUACCGGCAUACAGCCGAUCGCGCCGCCGAAUACCCAGUCAGAGAUCUUCUCUGACCAACAGCAACGGCAGCGGCGCCAGCCUGGGAAAUAUAGAGACAGCGCGGACGACCCAGAGAUUGCGGGAAACAAAGAGUCAGCUGAGUUCUCCGACCGGCAAAACGUUCGUGCGUCAAGGAUCAGUCUUGCUCUUGCCAUCUAUAAGAUCGACAAAUAUUAUUCCUACACCGCUAUGCCCUUGGGCUUGCCGGACCUUCAACAACUUACUAUACAAAAAACCGCGCCCUCGUGGGCCGGGUGAAAAACCCAAGAUCGACAAAUACAUCGCCACUCUGGAAGACUCGCCUGCUUACUGGGUAGCGAUGAUCCUGCAUCCUGGGCUCAAGAAGCGAUGGAUUGAGAAGCACCUCUCCGAAGAACACGCUCAGCGUAUCAUUUAAGGCUUCAAGAAGUUCUUUGACGAAGAUUACAACGAGCAGGGCUCUCUAUCCCCCCAACAGUCUGUUCAGACUCGACCGAACCACCUCAUCGACGAAGACUU
Molecule: messenger RNA, 843 nt
Organism: Parathielavia appendiculata
Lineage: Eukaryota; Fungi; Ascomycota; Sordariomycetes; Sordariales; Chaetomiaceae
Exons: 1
Coding region: 257-742 (161 amino acids)
Source: RefSeq, a predicted model, not a curated record